AUGUCGUCGCUGUACGUGGAACAGCCAUUCAUUCAUCCGUUUGUUCCUGUUGGUGUCAGAAAAAGCAGUAAGCAUGUUCCAUCAGGGCCAAAGAUGCACUCAGUUUUGGAGAUACGGACGGUGACCCUACCGGAGCGAGUCAAGGUGAGCCAGCCUUGUGGUGGCAAAAAAGGUCAAGGCCUGCUUGCGGCUGUCUUCGUUUUCUGUCAGAUCAAGGAUUUCAGUCGGCGACAGACAAUACGAGAGACCUACGGGUCAGAGCUGAAGGCACACCCCCAAACGGUGAUGUACUUUGUGGUCAGCCGAGUGAACAAUGUUUUACUGGAAAAUGCUCUUGAUAAGGAAGCUAGCCAGCACGACGACAUUCUGCAGUUUGACUUCAAGGACGACUACUUCAAUCUGACGCUGAAAUCCCUGGCAGUGUUGCGCUGGUCGGCGCUGCACUGCUCAAAAGCAAAAUUUAUAUUCAAAUUCGAUUAUGACUGCUACAUUAGAGUGGACAACUUUAUCAAUCAGCUAAAGUCAUUUUCGCCUGACAAACUUUAUGGUUUCAAAAAGUUCUACAGUAAAGUUCAGCGCACUG
Rhagoletis zephyria (snowberry fruit fly) is the source of this 583-nucleotide messenger RNA. Lineage: Eukaryota; Metazoa; Arthropoda; Insecta; Diptera; Tephritidae. The record is from RefSeq and is a predicted model, not a curated record.